GUAACUUUUCAGAUUUGCUUGAUUCUGUUUUCAAAUGUAUUAUCUUUAUUUAGAAGGUUUGUUUCCCCUUCAUACUUAGUAAUUGUGCGGCACAAGCAGACUUCCUCAGUAAGUGAAACGCAAACACAUAAAAUUGGCAGCUCCAGAUUCUCUUGCAAUGCCAUUAUUGCCAAUGUAGUCAUCAACUCAACGGGAAGCGGUUUCUUAUUUGUGUUUUAAUGUCAUUUUGUCCACAAUAUAAAGACACUGGCUGCUUCACUACAGUUACAUGCCGUUACUGCUGUACAGCAUUGCCUAAGAAACACUUCUCAUCAUCUCUCGCUAAUCUAAACCAGACGGCAAGUAGCCGCCCAUACAUCUAUUCCUUUAGCGUCACAAAUGCCACGCAGCACAGGAAAAAAGGGCGGGCUCUAUUGACAACUCACUAUAGGAAGCGACCAAAUGACGUCAUACGCAGCUGUCCAAUACCAGGGCUGAACUACGUCCAAGCCCAUCACCACAGCUAAUUGUACGUCUUGUGGGCCGAUCCGAAAGUGCCAAUCCCAAAAUGGUUACCCAGCAUGAGGCUGGUGCCAUGACAACCCGCCCGGUGUCGCUGUUUAUGGGCGUUGCCAAGAACUGACUCUAUAUAAUUGAGCCAAGAAGGCAGUGGGCGUGUCAGUGUGUCCGGCUUUAGUGGGUGAAUAUGCCGUGCAGUAUGGAUGUGGAGGCCGUUCGUCAGUGCCUUUCUAAAGCAGGGCAGAGCCAUGUAUUACAGUUCUGGGAUAGCCUAUCCUCGGAGCAGCGCAGCAGUCUCUUAGAGGAGCUUAGUGGUUUAGACUUCCUGGAGCUAAAUGACUUCUUCAAACGAGCAAUGGCAGCAUUUUCGGUCUCAUCUUCCCAAGAGAAAGUAGAUAGUAGAAUGGAGGCCGUGCCUCGGGAGGUUCUUGGCAGCGUGACACGGGACAAGGAACAUCUGCGGGAAUGGGAGGCACAAGGUUUCAUGGAAAUCUCUCGUGGUAAAGUAGCUGUACUACUGCUAGCUGGGGGUCAAGGAACAAGAUUGGGGGUGUCCUAUCCUAAAGGAAUGUAUGAUGUUGGUUUGUCCUCUCAUAAAAGCCUUUACCAGAUACAAGCUGAGCGCAUUCUAAAACUACAGAGGUUGGCAAAAGAGCAGCAUGGACUAGAAUGCACCAUUCCCUGGUACAUCAUGACCAGUGGGCGCACUAUGGAGUCUACUCGGGAAUUCUUCCAGAAACACAGCUAUUUUGGGCUUAAUGAAGAGCAUGUGAUUCUCUUUCAGCAAGGCAUGUUGCCAGCCAUGAGCUUUGAUGGCAAGAUCUUUUUAGAAGAGCAGGACAAGCUCUCCAUGGCCCCAGAUGGAAAUGGUGGGCUAUACAGAGCACUUGGUGCACAUGGUGUGCUGAACGACAUGGAACAGAGAGGAGUGGAAUAUAUACAUGUAUAUUGUGUAGACAACAUCUUGGUUAAAGUGGCAGAUCCUGUUUUCAUUGGGUUUUGUGUGAAGAAGAAGGCAGACUGUGGGGCCAAGGUAGUGGAGAAGAUGAAUCCAACAGAACCAGUGGGUGUUGUGUGCCGUGUGGAUGGUGUAUACCAAGUGGUUGAGUACAGUGAGAUCACACUGGCAACUGCACAGGCUCGCAGUGCAGAUGGACGUCUAAUGUACAAUGCAGGAAAUAUUGCCAACCACUUUUUCACACGACGGUUUCUUCAGGAGGUUGUGGAGGUCCAUGAACCUCAACUGCAGCAUCAUGUAGCGCUGAAAAAAAUCCCAUAUGUGGAUGCACAUGGUGUGCGUACUCAUCCAGAAAAACCAAAUGGGAUAAAAAUGGAGAAAUUCGUCUUUGAUAUUUUUCAGUUUGCCAAAAAAUUUGUGGUUUUUGAGGUAUUGCGAGAGGAGGAAUUUUCACCUCUGAAAAAUGCAGACAGCCAGAAUGGAAAGGACAACCCAACAACAGCCCGCCAUUCCCUUAUGUCCCUACAUCACUGCUGGGUGCUCAAUGCUGGGGGACACUUUGUGGAUGAAAAUGGAACAAGGAUUCCAGCCAUUCCUCUUAUGAAGGAUGCUGGUGACUUGCCAAUUCAGUGUGAAAUUUCCCCCUUGGUUUCCUAUGCUGGUGAGGGUCUGGAGCCUUAUGUUUCCAAUCGGGAAUUCCAUGCCCCUCUGACAAUAGAUGAGAAUGGAGUUCACCAGCAGGUUAUGAAUGGCACCUACAUUUAGAGCCUAUGAGGGACCUGAAAGUGUGGUAUUUAAUUUGCUGGGUGUGGGUAUAUGAAUUGUAAGGUACUAAAGGACAAUGUUAAUCACUGGGGUCUUCCUCGUCAUUCCUCUACAGAAAUGUGAAGGUUUUAUUUGAAGCCUGUUUUACUUGCCAUAACACAUGGAAGGAAAGUGUACAUAUUUAUUGCAUGUUCUCCAUCUUAAAGCAAACAUAAUCUAUUUUUUUUUAAUAUUGUACAUAGUAUACUCUUGUACAUUUACAAAAUAUUUAAAAUAUUUUAAUGGUACUGGACAGUCUUUUAUGUUUCUUUCAUCUGUCUGAAAUUUUUUUUAUUUAAUUUUUGGAAAGGAAAAGAUCGUUUUGAAUAAAUUUCCAAUCAGUAUGGUUAUUUAACAU
Messenger RNA from Xenopus tropicalis (tropical clawed frog), 2618 nucleotides. It is a transcript of the gene uap1, whose product is annotated as UDP-N-acetylglucosamine pyrophosphorylase 1. The coding region runs from base 686 to 2221 and encodes 511 amino acids. NCBI's taxonomy places the organism in Eukaryota, Metazoa, Chordata, Amphibia, Anura, Pipidae. Gene Ontology annotation, molecular function: UDP-N-acetylgalactosamine diphosphorylase activity; uridylyltransferase activity; UDP-N-acetylglucosamine diphosphorylase activity. Gene Ontology annotation, cellular component: cytosol. The transcript has 9 exons. The record is from RefSeq and is a predicted model, not a curated record.